AUGCAGGUGAACUCUUCAACUAGACGCCAGGAACCACCGAACUCGGUUGGGACUAUGCCCGCAAUCAAUGGCAAUAACAAGAUAAACUCUGAGGCAGCUAACUCGUCUCUUCUCCCCCAACACCAGGGCCAUCGCUUCGAGGGCGCCGAACGCCAGAACGUCAACCUCGAGGACAUUUUCCAGGGAGGCCAGGACGCUGAGUACCAGGGAAUUCAUGCCAUGCAGCGCGGCUAUCAAGUCCCCCAUAUGCCCACGAGCCAAAGGCAGGCUUCUCGACGCGUCGAGCAAGCCCCUAACGACCCGCGAUACCCGGCAGCAAAGCCCGCCGUGGGCAGCGAGGAGUGGUAUAAAGUGCGCAAAGAUAACCACAAGGAGGUCGAGAGACGCCGCCGAGAGACAAUUAAUAAAGGAAUAGAGGAUUUGGCUCAAGUUGUGCCCGAUUGCGACAAACACAAAGGUCAGAUUCUGUCCAAGGCAGUCGAGUACAUCAAGAAGCUCAAAGAAAAUGAGCACCAGUACAUGGAGAAGCUUACUCUUGAAAAGCUUCUUGCAGAGCAGGCCAUUGCCGAGCUUUCCAACACCAACAAGGCUUUGAAAAAUGAGCUUGCACAGGCCUGGAAGGAAGUUGAGCACUGGAAACGCCAGGCUGUGAAAGGCGACCAAUCUUGA
This is a messenger RNA of Wickerhamiella sorbophila, 669 nucleotides long. Its product is annotated as Transcriptional regulator CBF1. Gene Ontology annotation, cellular component: nucleus. Gene Ontology annotation, molecular function: protein dimerization activity; DNA-binding transcription factor activity. The transcript has a single exon. The record is from RefSeq and is a predicted model, not a curated record. NCBI's taxonomy places the organism in Eukaryota, Fungi, Ascomycota, Dipodascomycetes, Dipodascales, Trichomonascaceae. Bases 1 to 669 code for a protein of 222 amino acids.